AUGGCUGCAAAACUUGGUCAGUCACUGCCUCACCUGCUGCCGGGUGAGGCAAUCCUCCUCGAUUACGCUGCAGAUGACUCCCGCGAUAUCGUGCCACUCUCCGACAAAGAAGCUCUAGUCCUGCAGCUUGCCAACCAGGUCCAGGAACAGCGGCUGGAAAAGGCGUUGCUGGAACAAGAGCUUGAGGUGCUUUCCGGCGAUAAUGUGGAAGAACAGCUCGCGAUCGCGGAGCGCGAGUUCCUACAGGCGCGAUCUACCUACACCGUCAGGAAGAAGGCCGCUCGCACCAUCCUCAUGACCGAUCCCAUCCUCAAAGCUGUUCACCUGAAGACAACUAGUCCUCCCGAACGGGCACUACUCCGCCUUGUCAACCGCCGCGAUGUGCUUGCGCUUGCACAUGAGAAUCUCGCUUCAGCACACGACCUAGUGCUAAAACAGCUGUCUAACUCGGAGGUGGAAAAUCUACAGAUCAACAAAGAGAACCAGGAGCUAGUGCGCGAGCUCCUGGAGCUCACGCGGCAGGAUGACUCCUGGAGAGAGAAACUGCAGGAUGCAACCCUUGCAUCACAGUUGGACGACCUUGAGACCGAUCUCAAGAAGCGCAAGGCACAAUGGGAGGUUAUGAAGAGCGUUGCCAGUGCUAUGGUGGUUGGCAGCGGGCUCAACUGGGCCGACGACGAGAAGCUUGAAGCUUUGGUACUUGACGAAAGUGACGACUGA
Molecule: messenger RNA, 720 nt
Organism: Penicillium cinerascens
Lineage: Eukaryota; Fungi; Ascomycota; Eurotiomycetes; Eurotiales; Aspergillaceae
Product: centromere protein H
Exons: 3
Coding region: 1-720 (239 amino acids)
Biological process (GO): kinetochore assembly
Cellular component (GO): kinetochore
Source: RefSeq, a predicted model, not a curated record